Messenger RNA from Naegleria gruberi, 1971 nucleotides. RefSeq lists its product as uncharacterized. The record is from RefSeq and is a predicted model, not a curated record. The transcript has a single exon. The coding region runs from base 310 to 1953 and encodes 547 amino acids. Lineage: Eukaryota; Heterolobosea; Eutetramitea; Acrasida; Naegleriidae.
AAUCAUUACAUCUUGCUGCCUCUCCAAUCAUGCAGGUGUUGUCCGCAACAUCUUCAUCACAACCCAAUUCCGAAUCAUCAUCUUUAUUACACACAGCAACAAUUAAUACAACAAUCAAUAAGCCAACGAAUAGUAACAAGGCAUCCGAAGAACUUUUCAAUGAAUUCAAUGAAAAAUCAAGCAACAAUACUCCUUCAGCAGCAUCAUCAUUGAAUGUAACCUCCACACUGUUCACUCUUCCCAAUACUGAUAGUUUACCUGUACCAAACCUCCUCAUCAAACCUCGAACAAAAAACAAAAAAGAAAACCAUGAAGAAGAAACAAUCGGAUCAGAUUUUCAUGAAUCAGUCAGUGAUUUUCAAUCAUGAAGGAAAGAAACAGAGAAAUAAGACUAUUUAUUCAGUGAAUCAUCCAAAGGUUUCGAAUCAGUUACGUAAUUUUCAUUUUCAAGUGGGUGAGGAAGUUAAGGUCAAUGUGUGUGAAUGUAAAUCAGAGAAAAAGACUGAACAUUUCGAUAGGAUUAUUAUAGAACAUUUGGGAUAUACGAAUCAGCAUAAUAUGGAUGCAUCGAAAACUAUUGCAAUUGAAUUUGUAAAUGUGUUGGCUUUCAAGAGGAGGAAGAAUGACUCGAAAAUAUUGUGGAUUUAUGAAUCGGUUGUGUUGGAAUUGUUGAAUUCUGAUUCUUCUGAUAAUAGUCAACACACUUCAAUGAAUGAAUCACCUGUUUUAAAGAGAAAAUUGGAUAGUAUGAGCGAAUCAGAUCAGAGUAGUACGAGUAAUGGCAGUACAGUUCAUAACUCAAAUUUGGAAGAUGAAUUUGAAAAGUGCUUUUUGGUAGCCGCUAAUCCAUUCAUUGAUUCGAAUUUACUUUCUAAUAUUGAUGAAGAACAAACAAAGAGAAGUAAGCUCGAUACCAAGAUUGAGAAUCUCUACCUAGAAAGUAUUGAACCAGAGGAUGCCCCGUCGAAAAAGCCAACACUAUUUCAAUUAUCAUUAGAUUUGAAUAUUGAACAACCAUAUCACUUGUUCAAUCCAAUGAUGAAACAUUUCUGUUUGGAUUUUGUUUCAUUAGCUGAGGAACAGACAACCUUUGAUGCAGUCAUUAUUAGUGUACAACCAAUUAUUACAAAUAUGGCUUCACUGAAGGGAAAGAAAUUUGAAUUGAUUGGAAAAACACCAAUCAUAUCAAUGUAUGAUAGUGUAAAUACUUUUGUAAGAUUAUGUGUAGAUACUCAAAUUUUCAUUUGUCAAAAUUCGAAUGAGGGAAAGCUAUUCUUCUACUUUUAUGGAGAGGACAAGAGAAUGAGAAGUGAACAAAUUAUUCAAAAUCCAAAUGUUUAUUCAAAGCAAUCUGAUGUGGAAAAUUACAACUCAAAGACUACUAAUGAAAAUAUGAAUCAAAAGGAUUCUACAUAUUCUGAUUUGAUACUCUUUGAAUUUGGGAGUGAAGACAACUUUCUAUUCGAACAAUUCAAGAAUGUUAAUUUAGAACCAAAGAAAUCUAGAAACUUACUCUUUGACAGAUAUUUGGAACUUAAAAAAGAAAUGAAUGACAGUGAAGAAGCAAUCAAAGCCCUGGUCCAUAUUCAAGAUGCACUUGGCUUUACCUUGUUGAUGCAUUUUGCAGCACGAAAUAUGGUAGAAGAGGCAAGAGAGUGUAUUUAUUGGAAGGCAAAUAUUUCACAACAAGAUUCGUUUGGUCAUGAUGCCUUAUUCUGGAGUAAUUACUUUAAGGCACAUUUGGUUACAGAGCUACUCACAGAGAUCAUCUCUGAAAUAGACCAAACAAGAGGUGACAGAUCUGAUGAAAUUGCAUUCCAACAACAAAUAAGAUUUGGUUUGGUGAAUGCAUCUUCAAGAUUGGAAAAACGUAACAUCAAAGCAUUCAAUGAAAAUAACGGCUGUUCAACUGAUUUUUCCAAUGAAGAAGAAAAUGCAACUAUUCUCAAAUAAAAUCUUGAAUAUCUUGGC